Messenger RNA from Chara braunii, 3659 nucleotides. NCBI's taxonomy places the organism in Eukaryota, Viridiplantae, Streptophyta, Charophyceae, Charales, Characeae. The record is from the annotation of a GenBank genome assembly.
CGGAGUCAACAUAAGUUCGAGAGCGAUCAAAUGGAGAGGGUUGCCAGGUACGUGGCGGAGCGCGGAGCCGAUGUGCCUGGCACGGGUGGUGUGAGGGGAGGAGAGGCGGGGCGGCAGCCCGUGGAGGGAGCGUCAGGAGGGGUCGGGGGAGAUGGUGGAGGUGGAGACACGGAGGAGGGCGCGAUCGACGUCGAUCGUGAGGUGCGUGUCCCGGGCGAGCAGGGAAUCCCGGGACACGAGGACGUGCCUGAGGUUUAUCCAGGCACUGGGGAGAGGAUGGAGGACUUUUUGAGGCGAGCAGCCAAGGGACCUGUAGGGGAGGGUUCUUCCAAGAGGAAGGAAGGUGGAACAGAUCCGGCCGCCGCGCCAGCUGGGAAGAGGCAUCGCCAGCAGAAGGUCACUGACGUCUAUGGUGGCGAGUGGGUUGCUCGCCACAAGAAGACAUUCCUUCGCUGGCUCUAUUCCAUCAGGGUCCCCUUCAAUGCCUUCCGUAACCAGGCUUGGAAGGCAUACCAGCAGGUCCUUCUUGAGCAACCUGGCAGUUCCCCGCGCGCUGUGCUCCCCAGCCAUAGCGAGAUUGCGAGUAUGCAGGGGGUGGAGACCCACCGUGAGGAGUUGGCGGAGGAGUUGGAGGAGGAGGUGAGGCAGCCAUUCUGGAUCACUGGUGCCACCCUCCUCUCCGACGGGAGGAAAUCACGAGACGGGAGACCGAUCGUGAAUUUCCUUGUCGCCGGCUCGCGAGGGGUUGUCGUCUUCACGACGAUCAAUCGCGAGGGCGAGCCGGACGAUGCAGUGCACGUCCUUCGGAGAUGGGUGACCAUCUUCCACGAGUUCAGUUUCGGCGGCCCGCAGCGGGUCAAUGGGAUAGGCACAGACUCCGCAUCGGCGUACGUGGGGGCUGCGAGGGCAUUGGCCUCGCCGGGCAUCCCUCCUGCAAUCAGGAGAAUCACUUGGCUUCCGUGUUCCGUCCAUGUCUGCAACAAAUUGUUGUCAGACAUGGGGACGAGUUGCGAUGCGUUUGUGGAAGCGAUUACACGCGCUCGUGUUCUGGUGGUGUUUUUCAAAACCCACCAGGCCGCCCUUUAUUUCUUUAGGAAGCGCAACCCCAACAAGGGGCUUGUGCUUUCUUGCGAGACGCGGUUCACGUUUGUUUAUUCUAUGUUGGAGAGACUGUUGGCCCUGCUGGACGAUCUGCAGGCGAUGAUGCGAGGGGAUGAGGGGCGGGAGUUUUCUUCUAUACUGUGGUCCGCCGAUGUGUGCGACAUGGCGCGUUGGGUGCAUCGGCAGAUCAGAUGGGAGCCUUGGUGGCACACGAUGGACACCAUAGUCCACAUCAUGCAGCCCGUCAUGGAGCUGCUUAGGCGGAUGGAUCGUGGGGGGCAGUACAUGUCCCUCAUGAUCGAGUGGACACAGGAUCUUGUCUGCCGUGUCACUGAUGCAUGCGCUCCUUUGGGGAGGGUUUUCGCUGACCGCAUCAUCAGGCGUGUGCAGGCUCGCACACAGCACAUGCUGGAGCCUGCUCACUGCGCGGGGUUCUUACUAAACCCCCGCAGGCGACAUGUUGAGUACUUUUCGGGCGAGGUGAGGGAUUACCCUCGUUGGCUUGUAAGGCAAGCCAAGAGGUACAUUUUGACGCAGACGGGUUACGAGGAGGAUGGUGUGGAGUACAUCAUUGCAUGUCGGCAGUUUGAGGACUUUCACAUGCAGCAGGGCACAUUUGGGGAUUGGGGAGGGGGGGAGGGGCGUGCUCGCGGGCAUGCUUGCAGCGGCGACAGGCAGACGAUUGAGUGCACGUCCUGGUCUCAAUACGGGUCUGGCGCACCUGAGUUGCAGCGCUGCGCUCUUCGUGUGAUGCACAUGUGGUCUUGCACCUGUCCAGCGGAGAGGAACUGGGCAGUCCACGAGGGCAUUCACAUGAAGAAGCGCAACCAGUUGGCCUUUGAGAAGGUCGUUCAGCUCGUUGAGAUCACCGUGAAUGUGCGGUUGUCGAAGUAUCGGCGGGCUGGGUGCGGUUUUGUGCUGCCAUGGCAGCGGGACGAGGGCAUGCUAGACUGCCAGGCCGGACUGGAGUUGGAGCCAGUGCGCACGGGCACGCGCAGGGGGAUGACGCCGAAGGAGAUUGCCCGUCAGGUUGCGCUUAUCAUCCGGGAUCCUAUCGGGGUCUCCGCACCACCCGCAGUUGAGGCCGUAUUCGGUAGACGUGCUUCCAUUUUCCGUCCUUACCCCAGGGAGGAUGAUUCCGACGAGGAGCCGGUACCCGAGGCAGCGGACCACCCCGCGCUCCGCAUUCCCCGUGAGAUCAACGAGACGCACCUGGACCCCGAGGAGGACACCAGGGCGCAUACUGCACGACGGGCGGCUGACAGGGCGGAGAGGGAGAUGAUGGGGGGAGAGGAGUUGUGUCCUGCACCGCCAUCGCCCGUCGCGCCAUAUGAGCCGACCACGGCAGCAGAGGAUACGGAGGAGUUGGCGUCCUCUUUGCCUCAGCGCGGACUACUCUACAGAGGCGGGGCAGUCCGACAGCUGAGGUUACGAUCACCUUCUCCGGGGGUCUUGCAGGAGGAGGGGGGACCGUCGGCAACAGCAGUGGAGGGGGAGAUGGCAGUGGAGGGGGGAUUGGCGGACACGACGAUUGCAGUGGAUGUUCAUGUGGAGGGCUUGCAACAGGCGGUGGAUGAGGCUGUGCAGGYAGGACGGCGGCGAGACGARGGUGUGGGUGACGCACGAUGUGUGGUCCGGGAGACAACGACGGGUCUAGUCAUUCCGUUCUCGGGCCUGCACUUGGCUCAAGGCCGACAGUCGCAGCCGGUGCCGGUGGCAGUGCAUGGUGUGUCGCCAACCGUUAUCACGGAUUUGGGGUCCGAGCCGGUGGUUGCGCCACCGCGUCUUCCUAGUCACUUUGCUCCGCAGGAGGUCCGCCGUCCUUUGGAUGCAGACGAGUUGGCGAGACAGGCUGUCCGCGAUGUGACUCGCUUGGACCGGCGGGUCUUUGACCAGAGGCUACAGCAUCCACCAUGGCAAGCGAUCCCUCCAGUUCCAUGGGGUCCUGCAUCGUCGGUGUGGUCUGGGUCUACCUCCACCGGAGCACGUACGGCGGGAGAUGUUCCAGGGGUUUCAGGUGGUGUCGUGGAGACGGCGCCACGUACACGAGACAUGCCACCCCCUCCUCCUAGACCACAUGUAGGUGAUCCAUCAUCUUCGCCCACAGGCAGAGGCUCUCGAUCUCCACACACACCUGGGAGGUCUAGGAUUCGGGACACUACAGCCGUUGUGGGGGACGUGAGUGACACAGCGUUGUUCGGGAGGACAGACAUAAAUUUGGAUUCCACCCGCCGUGUCACGGAGCACACUGCACGUCUACAGCCGGGUUUGGGACCCCGUGACGGCAGGAUGACCGCAGCGAGGGAGGUGGCAGCAUCAGGUUGUGAGCCUCAGCGAGGUCGCGACAGAGGAGUGUCCGCCAAUAGCUUGGAGUACGCUCUGAUGGCAGCGACGCGUGCCGUACAUGAGCAGACUCCACGCAAGCGCAGAGUGCCUCCUCGUCCACGCCCCGUGCCCGCAGAGGGAGGAGAUGCACUUGGAGAGACUUCGGGGGCAGAGGGGUUGGGGAUGCCUCGUUGAUCGCGCCGUGAGCAGACGGUUACAGAGGCUAGUGCGAG